ACCGCCUAUCUGCGGCCCGAGACCGCCCAGGCGAUGUUCGUGCAGUUUCCCAACGUCCUGCAAUCGACCGCCAUCAAGGUGCCAUUCGGGAUCGCCCAGAUGGGACGCAGCUUCCGCAACGAGAUCACCGUCGAGCACUUCAUCUUCCGUUCGGUCGAGUUCGAACAGAUGGAGAUGGAAUUCUUCGUGCCGCCGGGCGAGGGCCCGAAGUGGCUUGAUUACUGGAAAGACCAGCGUAUCGCUUGGUGGCAGAGCGUCGGUCUGAAGGCCGAGAACUUGCGCUUCCGCAAGCACGACGAAGACGAGCUGGCGCAUUACUCAGACGGUUGCUUCGACAUCGACUACCAAUUCCCUUGGGGCUGGGACGAGCUCGAGGGCAUCGCCUCGCGCACCGACUACGACCUCAAGGCCCACAGCGAGGGCUCGGGCAAGAAGCUCAACUACUUCGACCCCCAAGCCACCGACCCCGAGACCGGCAAGAACGGCUGGCGUUACGUGCCGCACGUCAUCGAGCCGGCCGCUGGCGCCACCCGCGGUUUGCUGGCCCUGCUUUGUGAUGCCUACGACGAGGAAGAAGCUGAUGCUGAGGGCAAAGGCGCUCGGACGGUGUUGCGCUUGCACCCGAGGCUAGCGCCGAUCAAGGCGGGCAUCCUGCCGCUGGUCAAGAAAGACGGCAUGCCGGAGGUCGCCCGCGGCAUCGUCGAGCGCUUUCUCGCCGCUGGUGUGAACGCCAAGUACGACGCGCAACACUCGAUCGGCAAGCGCUACGCCCGCCAUGACGAGGUCGGUACGCCUUACUGCCUGACCAUCGACGGCCAAACGCUCGACGACGACACAGUGACCAUCCGCCACCGUGACGACCGCCGCCAGGAACGCAUCGCCGUCGGCGAAGCGCUCGACGUAGUGCGCGUCGCCCUGGCCGGAUAA
Messenger RNA from Nerophis lumbriciformis (worm pipefish), 927 nucleotides. Lineage: Eukaryota; Metazoa; Chordata; Actinopteri; Syngnathiformes; Syngnathidae. The record is from RefSeq and is a predicted model, not a curated record.